This is a messenger RNA of Acytostelium subglobosum LB1, 2244 nucleotides long. RefSeq lists its product as hypothetical. The transcript has 3 exons. The record is from RefSeq and is a predicted model, not a curated record. Bases 1 to 2244 code for a protein of 747 amino acids. Lineage: Eukaryota; Evosea; Eumycetozoa; Acytosteliales; Acytosteliaceae.
AUGAAGUUACAGUUCAAUACUAAAUUGCAACCAUUACAGGAUGCUUUGGCAAAGUGCGACAAGGGCGCACUUUUCUGUGUGAAGGGCCAGAGUGAGUUGGCAAUGCCAAGGAUCGAGGUCAGUGAUGUUGGUGUACUGUCAUUCCCAGUGACACAGGAUCAGUUAAAGAAGAUGGUGGAACGUGCCACACGUGCACCAUAUGGCAAGGGAACAGAGACGAUCACAGACCUCAAUGUGAGACGUGUCUGGCAGAUACAGAACGCAGACAUCAACAUCAGUGGUGAGCAGUUCAACGUGUUCUUCAAUGCUGCCAUCAAACACAUCAAGGAUACGAUGGGUCUGGCUGGCGAGACAGUGACAGCAGAGUUGUACAAGAUGCUCAUAUAUGACAAGGGAGGCUUCUUCUUGCCACAUCGUGACUCUGAGAAGGCUGCCAACAUGUUUGGAACACUCGUGCUCUCACUGCCAUGCUCACAUCGUGGCGGUGACUUGUUCAUUGCUCACUCGGGCAAGCAGGUGGUGGUGUCAUUGGAGAACGACACUGUGUCAUCGAUCAAAUGGACAGCAUUCUUUGCUGACUGUCGACACGAGGUCAAACCCGUCACCGAAGGCAACCGAGUGUGUCUCGUUUACAACCUCAUGCGAUCAGGUGGUCACAAGCUCAUACUCAGCUCAGACUCUGGCGAGCUCAUAACCAAUGAGUUCAACAAGUUGUUCUGUGUCAGAAAGGCUAAGAAGGUGUACAGGCCAAAGGUUGUUGAUGAUGAGGAUGAUGAUGAUGAUGCAGUGGCCGCCAGAAAGGUCCAUGAUGACGAUGAAGAUGAUGAUGAGGAUGCCAAGGUGCUCAAGAAGGCCAAGACUUCACCGACAACUACAACAUCAACCAAGAUUGAAGGUGACAAAGAGAAUGACGACGAUGGCGAUGAUGAUGAUAAUGAUGAGGAUAUUGAUGCCGAGUUCAACUUGGAAGGAGCCAAGGAUAGAAUGGAAAAGAUUGUUUAUACAUUGCAACAUGUGUACUCGAUGGCCAACUUCACAUUGGAAUCACUCAAGGGCAACGAUGCUGUACUGGCUCGAGCACUAUUGGCCAUAUCCGACAAGGCCCAAAUCAAGAUUGGCCUAGCAUUCAUUCACCUCAAGGAAGAAGGAGGAUACUCGAAUGAGUAUGGAGGUCCUGAAUACUAUAAUCCAGAGGCAGAGUUGACGUUGGAGUAUGUCAAGGACAUCGAGACUGAUGAAGACAUGGAUUUGGAUGAAGAUAUGACAGUGGAGGAAUCAGAGAUCUUGCCCAAAGGCAGAUUGGAUAACAUCAAGCCAUACGAAGAGGAGGCCGAGGAGGCAACAGGCAACGAAGGUGGAACAUACGAGAAGUUAUACAGACAUUCUGCUUUGGUGAUAUGGAGUACGGCGUAUACCGGCGUGUUUACGAUGGUGGAGAACCCUGAUGUUGUAUUCCAAAUGUGGGAUGACGAGUUGGAGGAGAUGGGUGGCAUCGAUGCCAACCCAAGGGCGACACUGGAGCUGUUCUUCAAUAUGCUCGUAUGCCUCAACAAGUUACAGAAGAGCCCUCAACAACUCGAGUCAAUCUUAGCAAUUCUGGGCGAGAACUCAUCAAAUCGCUACUUGCCCAAGCUCAUCUCUUUGGCGAUUCAGUCAUAUGGGCCACAGUUUUCUGGGAGAUUGCAUGGGGAUAUCUUGAUCGAGAUACUACUUGAUCCAUCGCUGCGAUCCAUGACGCCCGACACAGUCUCCAAAACAAUCACUCUACUCUUGCGAUACGCGCCACCUGGUGGAGUGGUCGACUUGUGGUGCAAGAUGUUGGAGGUCCCCAACCCACCGGAACACCUGUCCACUCUACAGUUGCAUAUGGUACAUCAGCUCAAGGACAAAAUAUUCAUCUUGGAGCAAUGCGACAAACUCAUCCAGGCACUCAACACACACGCCAUGUUUGCACAAGAACGCCAAAAACUUGUGGACAUGACCUGUGCCAAGGCAACUGCCAUCAUGAACAUUGAGAUGGCCAAAGGCACCUUCCCAUCAUCGCUCAAGGAGAUUGAGCGAUUGCUCGGAUUGGUCGCCACAGGUGUCGCACCAAGCUAUGUGUCGCUGCCCCGGUUGAAGGAGCUGUUCAAGAUGGUCGUCCAAGGGUCUCCUCCAGAUCUUCACAUUAUGAUUAUGCGGACACCCUAUUUGAUGGCCUCCCCACGAUGGAGCGUAUCGUCACAGUUUAUCCAGACUGGGUAG